UGCAAUAAGGCAGCUUUAUGUACUGACUUAGCAAAAAUCGCUUGUUUUAGCAAGGAGGCCAUUGAUUAUCAUCUCCUUGAGUCUGCAAUAGCAUUUCAGAUUCAUGAUAAUUCUGUUUUCUUAUAUCUAUGUGCAUACAUUUUUUGACAGUAAAUAUAGGGUUUGCUGUUACAUUUUAUCUUACAAGUCUUGAUCAUGACAGGUUUUAUACGAUCUAUGAAUUUGGUCAUCUUGACAUCUCUUUUUCUUUGGCGCAGCUUCCUGUGUUUAUAAACCUCAAGAAUCUUAAUAUUUUACUCCUUGUUUGUCAUGUUUUUUGGAAGUUUUGUAAGAAGUCGCAGAUGCCCGAUAUAAUCCAACAAAGGCGUCGAUUAUCAGUACAGCUACUGAUUUAAUCGACCUAACAGAUCCAACAAAAGAUGGAAAUCGAAAUCGUUCAAUUCGGAUCUGAUAAUGCUAAUGUGUAU
Molecule: messenger RNA, 467 nt
Organism: Rhizopus microsporus ATCC 52813
Lineage: Eukaryota; Fungi; Mucoromycota; Mucoromycetes; Mucorales; Rhizopodaceae
Exons: 1
Coding region: 129-395 (88 amino acids)
Source: RefSeq, a predicted model, not a curated record